CGAUCUUGAAUAGGACAAACUUACAUACAAAGCUUAGAACAUUGAACAUUGAACAUUGAACCGGCCAACUUGGCCUCCUAAUUACUAGAUUACAAGAAACAACAUAUACGACAGCUAAUACAUAUGUUUUACUGCUCGGCAUGUUAAACACGCAAUCACCAAUAUAACGACACGAUGGCGAUUCCCUGGGGGACGAUAAAGUCCCUCCUCAUAUUUUUCGGGCCCAUGCUCCUGCCCAAAGCGAUAAACUACUACCGCUCCGCCCGCGCCGCCCCAGCCGCCGCCGGCGUGUCCGUCCAACCUCUCCCACCAUCCGCGCUCCGCGCCCUCGUCAUCCUCGUCACCACCGCCGCCGUGCUGCUCGUCCGCGCGCUGCCCCCCUUCGCGCCGGAGAACGUGUUCGCGCGCACGCAGUCGCGGCUGCAGAUCCCGACGGACGUGCUCUUCAACCGGCUCGCCUCGCUACGCCCGAACAACGCGCUCGCCCCCGCCGACGCCGUCCUGCGCGCCAAGUUCGUCAACCUCGAGUCGCGCCUGCUGUACCUGCAGCACGGCCCCGACGUCCUCGCCACCUGCCCCUUCUGCACCUCCGACGACCCGCGAUCGUACUUCUACUACGCCCUGCCGGCAUUGCUGGCCCCGCACCUCGCCAACCUCGUCGUCGUCUCCCUCGCCACCUCCGACCUGGUCUCCGGCGUCCACGGACCCAAGUGGCGCACCACGGCUGCCGUAGCGGCUGGACUGGGCGCCGCGCUCGACGCGUACCUGGCCAGCUCGUACAAUUACCAGGCCAACGCGCGCGCGACGCGGCUCGCCGACCUCGACUUCUUCUUCUGGACGGCGCGGGCCGCGCGGCUGGUCACGCUCGCGCUGUCCGAUCUAGCGCUCGCGGCGCUGCUGUACCUGUCGAGCACGAACCGCGCGUUCGCGGCGCCGCCGUCGGCGGCGGAGCGCGUGGAGGCCGUCACGCGCCGGCUCGCCGCGACGAAGAGCCGGAUGAACGCCGUGGGCAUCGUCAAGAACACGGCGAUCCGCGACGAGGACCUGAGGGCCCGGACGCAGGCGUACUGGCAGCACGAGGGCCGGCUCAUGCGCGAGGUCAUGGAAGAAAGGGAGGUGGUCGAGGGCGUGAACGAUGCGUUGGAGAAUCGGAUUAAUAUCCAGGAUAUCACGAGGGAUGCCGACGCGUAUGCGUUGAAUGUGCUGCCGAGGAUGGAGCAGGUUGUUCAGGAGAGUGUUGUGGGGUGAUUGGCUUGGUGAGGCGGGAGGGGGGGUGUAUAGAUACCUGCCUACCUGUAAGCGUUAAUAGAUGGAAUAUCAUUUUGCUUUUAGACUUCAGCUCAGUUCAGUUCUUGUGGUGUUGAAUUUGCGUGUUAUUUUGUGUAAUUGUGUGUGUUUUGAUUAAGUAUCUCGAGUUAAACCUGCGGGUUUACGAGUAGAUGGUAGUUCCAACAGGUUGAUCAAGGUACAUCACAGCAAAGAGUCGA
Annulohypoxylon truncatum is the source of this 1487-nucleotide messenger RNA. RefSeq lists its product as uncharacterized. The transcript is spliced from 2 exons. Lineage: Eukaryota; Fungi; Ascomycota; Sordariomycetes; Xylariales; Hypoxylaceae. The record is from RefSeq and is a predicted model, not a curated record. Bases 175 to 1248 code for a protein of 357 amino acids.